This is a messenger RNA of Callorhinchus milii (elephant shark), 1810 nucleotides long. RefSeq lists its product as uncharacterized. The coding region runs from base 113 to 1357 and encodes 414 amino acids. Gene Ontology annotation, cellular component: nucleus. The record is from RefSeq and is a predicted model, not a curated record. Lineage: Eukaryota; Metazoa; Chordata; Chondrichthyes; Chimaeriformes; Callorhinchidae. The transcript has 3 exons.
ACUUCAAGGGCAGGUUAAAGGCCUAACUGGUAUUCAUGUUGAAUUCUUCAUUUAAACAACUGUCUGAGGUAGAUUCUGCUGUGUAGAGAGCUGUGCUGCAACUACACAAAGCAUGUUUUCAGAUGUGGUACUCACAGCCCUCAUUGACGCAGUGGUGGCACGGCGAGGUGCGCUCUUUGGAUACGGUGGCAUCUCAGUGCCUGCCCAGGCUCGGUUAAAGGCAUGGAAGGAGGUACGUGAUCUAGUAAAUGCGGUGGAGUCAACAACAUGGCCCUGGGAAGAAGUCCGCAAGAAGACCCUUGAUGUGAAAAGGUCAGCCAUUGCAAAGAUUGCAUAUAAUGCUGCUGAAAGAAGAACAAUUGCAGGGGAGCCAGCUUCCAUAAAGAAACUUACUCCACAUGAGGACAGAAUGGUGGAGAUCUUUGGCAGAGAGGCCAUAAUGGGAGUAUGCGACAUCACUCAUGGAGGAGAGCUGGAUAAGCCAGAAAACAGACAAAAUUAUGACAAAAGAGAUCUUAGAAGUGAUCUGGCUUCUUAUCGAUGGUCCCCUUCCUUGGCCUCACCCAGGUCAACCAGAUUUGCACCACAUACUCCAAAAACACACAAUAUCAACUCCGAUAGAAGCACUGUACUUGCUGCAGGCAAAGUGGCUGUGACACAUAGUAGAGGAAAACAUAUGAAUGAGUUGAAAGAUAUUGAGGAGAACGAUAAUGAGUGGGAAGAUUUACUGAAAGAGGAGAAUGUGGGGACUACUAAGCUUUCCCUACCAACACUAAGUCCUAGGUAUGACUCAUACCUCAAAGCUGGUCGUAGCUCACAUGAAGAAAGUGAAAUGGAAUCCGAUAUCUGUUUGAAGUUGCUGGCCAUGUGUGGCAAUAUCGAACUAGCUCUGCGGAAUUUGCAAACCACCAUGCAGCAGGAGCGUGCUGAUACAAGGAAGGAUGCCCAGCAGCUUUGUGAUUCUAUCAACAGUUUGCAUGAAGAUCUAGUUGCAAGGAUCAAUAGGAUGGCUAACGAGAUGCGAUCUUGUCCUCCUCUUUAUGAGCAGAGGGUAUUCUCUAAAACCUCGACUGGGUCAGCAACACUAGGCAUUGAUAUAGUGGAUGACAUUAAAUCUACCAUUACAACUAGUAUCACUGCUGCUAUUUCAGAUGGGUUUGCGUCUUUAGACAGGUCUUUUCAUGUGGGUUUCUGUUUGCUAGCUAACAAGUCUGUGCACAUGCUUGCUGAUGAGUCGCGAAUCCCUUGCACAAGUGUGUCUGUAUCAACUCAAACAGUCCAAGAUACCACCCCAGACACUCCCUCCACUUUGUUGCCACCUUCUCAAAUACCUACACUGGACCCACCCCAACUCUAGUUAUCACCCCAUCUACAAAUAUCUCCCCAAGGUGCUGGAACAAGCACCUCAUGCCUCCCAGCUCAGUUCCUUCCUCUCCCACCAUUCCCUGUAUGAAUCGCUCCAAUCUAGUUUCUGUCCCACCCACAGUACUGAGACAGCUUUAAUGAACCACAAACAACGUUUUCUUGCCUGUAACCAGGGCCCCCUGUAUCUUCUUUAUCUUUGCCACCUUUGACACUGUUGACAUCCUUCUCUAGCUUCUCCUUCCUCUUCCACCUGUUUGUCAUACAAGUAUCUCCACUUUGUCUCAUUCAAUGGCUUCCUGCCAUUUCCUGGAUAUUGCAGUAUUCCUCAGGGCUGUACCCUCAGUCCUCUCUUUUUCAUCAUCUUAGUGACACUAUGUCCCAGCAUGGGGUUGACUUCCAUAUGCAGGUAGAUGGUACCUUGCUGUGUCUACCUUCCACUCCAGGA